Tripterygium wilfordii is the source of this 2517-nucleotide messenger RNA. RefSeq lists its product as uncharacterized. Bases 1900 to 2379 code for a protein of 159 amino acids. Lineage: Eukaryota; Viridiplantae; Streptophyta; Magnoliopsida; Celastrales; Celastraceae. The transcript has 3 exons. The record is from RefSeq and is a predicted model, not a curated record.
AUUUUACCUACUAUACUAUCGAUCUUAUCAAUUUUAACUCCAAUAGAGCUAUGGAUUUAUGGGUUUAUGAGAUGGGCAAGAAGAAACACUCUUCAAUCUAGUUGUAACUACAACUAUGAAGGAGACGGCACGGGAUGGUGUCUGGGAAUUUUUCAAAUCUCACUCCAAACAGAUGGGAUGGAUCCUUCCUCCAGCUUGGGGUUUUCAGGUCAGUCUUCUUUCUCUCUCUUUUUCAGUUUGGUUGAAAUGGGAAUUUUUGGGAGAGGGAAAGAUGGUGAAUUCUGCUAUUUUGAGCCGACUCUUGUGUUUUAUGCUCAAUUGAUGUUCAAGAAAUGAAUUUCAUUUAAUUCAAUACCGAGACAAGUUGCGACCGUGGUCUUCUCAGGUACUCCAUUUUUGUUUUUUUUUUCAGUUUCAGUUUAGCUGAAACGGGAAUUUUUGGGAGGGAGAGGAUGAAUUUUUAUAGUUUGAGCUAAUUUUUGUGUUUUUCUGCUGAAUUGGUGUUCAAGAAAUGAAUUUGAUUUCAUAGGAUACCAAGACAAGUUGCGACUUGUGGUUAAUUAUCCCCCAAUUUUAGUCUAUUUUUUUGUUCUAUAGUUUUCUUCUAGUUUCUCGGAGUAUCAAGCAGCGCCGUAGAGUGUACUUAAGAAGACUUGAGUUCUUAUCAAGAAAAUUCUGGUGGAUUCUGUUCUGUUUACUCGAAGUUCUUUCCCUUUCUUUCUCUUUUGGUUGAUGGUUGAUGGAGGAUUGCUGAUUAUCCAGACUUAUAGUUUUCGAGUGAGAAACAAUGGGGAGUACAUUGGCACUUUUUUUUUUUUUUUUUUGCUGUUGAAUUCUCAAUUGAUGCGCUCUUGGACGUGGACUUCAGUCACUCAGCAAGAAAUUGUGCCACUAUAUCAAAGAUUUUGCCAGCUAUACUGUAAUGCUAAGGGAUUUAUCUCGGGCGAUGAGUUUAUGUCAGUGCCUGAAUUUGCAAUGAAUCCACUCCCUCAGGUUUUUGCAAGUUCCAAACCUAAGGAUGGAGGUCGAAGUUCCAGUUGAUUGAGCUAACUCUACAGACUCUCCCUUGAAGUUCAAGAUGAAUGCCUGUAGAACAUAUCCAACUUGACCCAGUGUAGAAUAACUUAAAAUUAAAUUGGAAGAAAAAGCCUGUAUCAUCACCUUUUCCUUCUUCUGUCACUAUCUGGAAGAACCAAGCUGUGCAUGAGAAUAAGCUUUCAAGUUCUCCGUAAAAUUUGUAUACUUUUCAACGGUUUUGACAUAUGGAUGUGAUUUAGGCACUAAUUGGUAAUAAGUUACGUAUUUUCCAAUCCAGCAUUGCAUUUUCGACUGUGUAGUUCAUUUGAUUGAAAGAUAAAUAUAUAUAGCUAUCAGUAUUUCAGGGUAAAGUUUCUUCUGUAACCAAUAUGUCACUUGGUUGUCCUGAAAACAUCAUGCUUUCGUAAACCUAAAACCUCUGGCUAAAUGGAGCCAGAAUUUGCCUUUUCAGUAUGAUAUUUGUUCUGGAAGUUAAUUGUGGCUUCUUGGCCUUUUUCUGUUCUGAAAAUGCUGACUUGUAUUACUUUAUGCUUAAGGAAACUGACAUCACUUGCCGAGAAGAUGGAGACAGAUUUUAGAGUAAAGACAUUUUCUUGGUUGGUGCUCGGCAAUUUCCCUUCACUUUUCCAGCAGUAAUUCCAUCUCCCUCUCCCCAUCUUAGAAGAAAAGCAAAGAAGUGAAGUGAGUGAAGAUUUGUAAUGAUGAUAACUGGGUCCAUGGAGAUAACUCUGCCAAGUGAAGAUUUGUAAUUCCAUCUCUCUCUCUUUUGAUACUUGUUGCUGAUUUGCUAAAUAGGCGCUCUGAUACUGUGUGUGUGUUGAGAUUCUAAAAGCCUUGCGAGAACUUUGAUAUAGGGAAGCAAUGGAAACUGCCUUGAUUGAGUAUUCCUCAGGAGAGAAGCUUUCAGGAGAGAGUUCAAAGAAAGACCCAAAUCAGGUUGAGCAACUAUGUAGAGGAGGUAGGAGUACAGAAAAGUUAUGCAGAGGCUCUAGUAAGGGUAAACAAGUUUUGCAGGCUAAUGAAGUUGAAAAACUAAGCAAGCGACUGACGAUCCUUGAAGAAGAAAACAAACAUAUGAACCAAGUGCUCUUGAACACCUUGGAAGAAAGGAGAAUACUGUUGAAUGAAAUAUACCAGCAGUUUCAAGAAAUGCACCAUUGCUUCCACUACACAAACAGAUCUUGUGAUGGAUCUUUGGUUGCCGUCCCUUGUGAGGACAGAACACUUUGGAGAGGCCUGUCACAAGUUCUAUGCCAAGAAUCAAGUCCAUAUGUUGUAACUGGACACAAUAGCAAGAACUGCAUUUCAGGUUCCGUGAUGACUUUUCUCGAUAUGCCAUGAAAGCUUUGUUGGUUUUGCUCAAGUAGACAGGCCUAUUUAUUGGAUUUGUAAAGACAGUUGAUAAAAUGGCUAUCUAAUAUUGUUCAACUAGACCCAUCAUUAAACCUCUAGAAUUUGACUCUUCUUUCAUGACAGAAA